AUGAACGAUUAUCUCGACAUUUUCGGUCAACAGACCUUCACUAUCAAUAUUCAAUCAUGUUUCUGCUUUCCCCUCCCGGACAACUCCGCAUGCCCCAAAAUCAUCGACACACUCCCCAAAGGUCUUGAGAGACUCAGUGCAAGCUUCCCGUGGUUAGCAGGUCAGGUUGUCAAUGAGGGCUCGGGAGAUGGUGAUACGGGUUCCUUCUUGAUCAGGCCGCUGCAAAACGAAGCCCAGCUGGUAGUGAGAGAUCUGCAGCAUGACCCUUCAGUCGCGACAAUGAAGGUCUUACAGCGUGCCAAAUUCCCUAUUAGCAUGCUUGACCAAAACACUCUGGCGCCUCGAAAUAUUUUCCCAGACAACCGAGAUGAAUCGGCGCCUGUCUUCCUCAUUCAAGCAAAUUUUAUCACGGGAGGCCUUAUUCUCACCUUCGUCGCUCAACACAAUGCUAUGGAUGCGACCGGCCUAACUAAUAUCAUCCAUCUAUUUUCUAAGGCAUGUCAAAACGAUGACUUCGCAGACAAGGAGAUCCGGGGCGGCAAUCUCCCACGCCGUGAUAUAGUUCCCUUGCUCGAAGACAGCCAUACGAUAGGAACCGAGCUCGAUCGUUACAUUGUGAAACCCGCUCCAUACAGACACCCAUCAGACUCGCCAGAGGCUCUGAUGCCCAAAUGCUCAUGGACAUCUUUCAAGAUCUCUCGUCGCUCACAGGAAGCCUUAAAAUCAAUUGCUAUAGCAUCCCUCGCACCGCCAUCCUUCGUCUCCACUGACGAUGCUCUCACAGCCUUCAUCUGGCAAUCUGUUACUCGGGCUCGUCUGCGGCGGUUGGACCCCUCCACUCACUCGACCCUGAUGCGUGCCGUUGAUGUACGAGGCAUUCUCGGUAUUUCUUCCCUCUACCCCGGUCCCAUACAAAGCAAUGUAUAUACCGGGUUUUCGAUGAGGAGACUCACUGAGGAGCCACUGGGUACCAUUGCACUGCAGCUUCGGUUAGCCCUAAGUGACAGAUCACGCUUGGAACACCACACGCGUGCCAUUGCAACCUUCCUAAGCCGUACGCCUGACAAGAGUAAAUUCUCCUUUGGCGCGUCGAUUGAUACAACAACGGAUCUUAUAUUCAGUUCGUGGGCGAAACUAGAGGGCUGUUGCUUCGACUUCAACCUUGGUUUGGGAUUGCCCGAGGCUGUACGAAAGCCAAGAUGCAAUGAGGUAGAGGGGUUGACUUUCGUAUUGCCCAAGACGCGUGAAGGAGAUAUCGUAGUUGCGACAUGUCUACGGGAUGAAGAUAUAGGACAGCUUAGGUCUGAUGUCGUCUUUAUUGAGCAUGCGGAGUACAUUGGAUAG
Messenger RNA from Aspergillus luchuensis, 1344 nucleotides. RefSeq lists its product as uncharacterized. The record is from RefSeq and is a predicted model, not a curated record. The transcript has a single exon. Bases 1 to 1344 code for a protein of 447 amino acids. Lineage: Eukaryota; Fungi; Ascomycota; Eurotiomycetes; Eurotiales; Aspergillaceae.